UUGCCUUUUAAAAUACUCUCUAACUACACUGAGAUAGAAUCUCUGUCUGUGAAACACAGCCCCUUCUGGUUUACUGUCUGUGGCCAACAGCCCAGCUCACACUAAAUGAGGUCCAUUCCCUGACAACCAGACUGUCUUCACAUACCACCUCACAGUAGUCUGUCUUCACAUACCACCUCACAGUAGUCUCAAUCUAGGAUAGUGAUGACACACAAAAGAUUGUGACUGCUUCUGGUUGCCUUAGAAAUCAACCCAAGGUAUCCUAAUGAUACAGAAAUAGCUGAAAGUCUGAAAGAGGACUAGAAACUUUAAUGUCUGGAGAACUGUACUAUGCAAAACAGAGAAUGAGAUUACAGCACUAGAGAGCAGUUUAGGAGAGCAGAUGCUAAGAGGAAGAAAGUGAAAAGCAAAGAUGUACAUGAAGCUGGUAAUUGAUAAAGCAAUGGCUGAAAUGGAAGACACCCAAGAGAAACAGCAUGAGGCUACAAGAAGCAUGAAUAUGAACAAAGGUUCAGUGAGGAGAGGGUGUCAUGGGGGACUGUUGAAAGACGAAGCAGUACAGGCCCCAUUCUUACAGCCUCCUUUGGUGACAGACUCAGAAUGGUUGGAUCUGAGUGCAGAAGAGCAAUUAGCCUGGGCCAAAAAUAUUCAAGACCCUCGGAUUGCAGUAGGUUCUUGUUCCCCACUAGAAAAGAAGAUUAAGAGUUUAGGUGGUGUCCAGUCUUCAGAAGUGAGGAAACUAUUAGUCCAGAGGUUUCAACAGGAGAAUAAAACACUUCAUAAGCUUAAGGCUAUGUCUUUUGACUUCUGGUUUGCUAAAGUAGAGGCACAUUACUACCGACAAUAUCAAGAAAUGAUAAAGGAAGAAGCAUGGAGAUACAAAAUGGUUCCAAAAUGGGAAAUUAAAGUAGAGGAACAGGAAGAGAGAGCACAUGGUGAAGAAUCAGAAGUUGCUAAAAAAUGGGACUACCUAGUGUCUGAGAGGGAAUUGAAUCAUAUAGAGAAACACAUACACCGAGCUGAACGAGCUAGAGGCCUCAGAGACCACAAAUACCGACUACUUUCACAGAGGAUUCCAAGAGAAAUACUUUUCCCCAAAAUAUUAACACUGGAGAAGGAUGAAAAAAAUGAAAAUAUCCAGAAAACACACAAAACUAAAACCAAGAAGUACAAGAUGAAGUGGGCAAAGGAACAGAUGAAGGGACAUCAAGAUCGAAUGAUUCGGGGGAGAGAACUCACAGAGCAAAGAAAUGAUCAGAAAGAUUCUUGGAAACUAUCUAGUCAUGUUCCUCCUUUUCUAAAAUCUCAAGUGGAGAAAGAGGAGGUGAAAGAAUUUGAGUGGAUUACAGCUUAUCCAAUUUUCCAGCCUUACCAGGAAGCACUAAUAAAAGUGACUAUUCUAGUGGAAAAAUCAAAACAAGAAGAUAAAAUUAAGAAACCACUCAGAAGGGAACUCUUGAGUAUGCCACCAUUCUUGAGAAGUCAACUAGAAAAAAAUAAAGUUUAA
Messenger RNA from Tupaia belangeri chinensis (Chinese tree shrew), 1507 nucleotides. RefSeq names its product golgin subfamily A member 6-like protein 22. NCBI's taxonomy places the organism in Eukaryota, Metazoa, Chordata, Mammalia, Scandentia, Tupaiidae. The transcript is spliced from 3 exons. Bases 413 to 1507 code for a protein of 364 amino acids. The record is from RefSeq and is a predicted model, not a curated record.